Molecule: messenger RNA, 3219 nt
Organism: Gadus morhua (Atlantic cod)
Lineage: Eukaryota; Metazoa; Chordata; Actinopteri; Gadiformes; Gadidae
Product: mucin-2-like
Exons: 4
Coding region: 1-3219 (1072 amino acids)
Source: RefSeq, a predicted model, not a curated record
AUGAUGUCCAAGGUAGAGUGUAAUACACAAGUUGGAUUAAUUUGUGAAAACAAAGAUCAAUUCCCACCCAUAUGUUAUGACUAUGAGAUAAAGGUGAAAUGCUGUAGGAAAGUGAAUUGCCCAACAACAAUACAAACUUCUACGCAAGAAACAACGCCUUUUUCUACCACCUCACCUACACCAGUAACACCUACUAUAACACCGGUUACAACCACACCUACAACAAGUACUACUACAACAACAACUGCACCACCUAUUACCAGACCUGUUGUAACAACAACACCUACAACAACCGCUAUUACAACUACUACAAUACCCACAACUCCUUCUACAACCUCUCCUACAACGAAAACUACCCCAGUACCAAGUACUGAAACACUGUUAACAGUGACCGCAUCUACAACAACAACUACCAUAACAACAACUGCAUCUCCAACUACGACAACUGUUUCGACUACACCACUUGCUACCACAAGCCCAACCACUACAUCUACAACCUCUCCUACAACAACAAUUACGACCACAACAGUUCCACCAACUACCACCCCUGUUUCAACAACCACUCCCACAAAAACCUCUCCUUCUUCUACUACCAAACCCACAACAACGCCUUUUUCAACAACAACUCCCCCAUCAACUACAGCCUGUUUGGGUAUAAUGACCUGUGAAUGGUCAGAUUGGUUUAAUCUUGGAGCACCAACAACUGGUCCAAAUGGUGGAGAAGAUGAAUCUAUCCAGAAGAUAAGAGCUGAUGGGCACGACAUCUGCUCAGCUCCUGAAGAUGUUCAGUGUAGAGCUACUCUUUACCCAACUCUACCAAUCAAAGAUCUUGGGCAGACCAUAACUUGCAAUUCAAGGGUUGGACUAGUCUGUGAAAACAAAAUGCAGACUUCCAAACAAGACUGUUUGGACUAUGAGAUCCGAGUUAAGUGCUGCACCUGCCGUCCGAUUACAACUACAACAACUCCUUCAAUAACAACAACUGCACCACCUAUUACCACACCUGUUGUAACAACAACACCUACAACAACCGCGCCUACGACUACUACAAUACCCACAACUCCUUCUACAACCUCUCCUACAACGAAAACUACCCCAGUACCAAGUACUGAAACACUGGUAACAGUGACCACAUCUACAACAACAACUACCAUAACAACAACUGCAUCCCCAACUACGACAACUGUUUCGACUACACCACUUACUACCACAAGCCCAACUACUCCAAACUGUUCUGGAAUAAUGACUUGUGAUUGGUCAGACUGGUUUAAUCUUGGAGAACCAACAACUGGUCCAAAUGGUGGAGAAGAUGAAUCUAUCCAGAAGAUCAUUGCUGCUGGCCACAGCAUUUGCUCAGCCCCAGAAGAUGUUCAGUGUAGAGCUAGUUUAUAUCCCAAUCUUCCCCUCUCCGAUGUAGGACAGGCUGUUACUUGUAAUUCAGUUGUCGGUCUUGUGUGUCAAAAUAAUGAACAAGGACUCAAGCAACAGUGUUUGGAUUAUGAGAUCCGAGUCAGGUGUUGUUCAUGUCAUCACACUACAUCUACAACCUCUCCUACAACAAUUACGACCACAACAGUUCCACCAACUACCACCCCAGUUUCAACAACCACUCCCACAAAAACCUCACCUACUUCUACUACCAAACCCACAACAACGCCUUUUUCAACAACAACUACACCACCAAGUAAAGCCUGUUUGGGUAUAAUGACCUGUGAAUGGUCAGAUUGGUUUAAUCUUGGAGCACCAACAACUGGUCCAAAUGGUGGAGAAGAUGAAUCUAUCCAGAAGAUAAGAGCUGAUGGGCACGACAUCUGCUCAGCUCCUGAAGAUGUUCAGUGUAGAGCUACUCUUUACCCAACUCUACCAAUCAAAGAUCUUGGGCAGACCAUAACUUGCAAUUCAAGGGUUGGACUAGUCUGCGAAAACAAAAUGCAGACUUCCAAACAAGACUGUUUGGACUAUGAGAUCCGAGUUAGGUGCUGCACCUGCCGUCCGAUUACAACUACAACAACUCCUUCAAUAACAACAACUGCACCACCUAUUACCAGACCUGUUGUAACAACAACACCUACAACAACCGCGCCUACAACUACUACAAUACCCACAACUCCUUCUACAACGAAAACUACCCCAGUACCAAGUACUGAAACACUGGUAACAGUGACCACAUCUACAACAACAACUACCAUAACAACAACUGCAUCCCCAACUACGACAACUGUUUCGACUACACCACUUGCUACCACAAGCCACACUGAUCAAAACUGUUCUGGAAUAAUGACUUGUGAUUGGUCAGACUGGUUUAAUCUUGGAGAACCAACAACUGGUCCAAAUGGUGGAGAAGAUGAAUCUAUCCAGAAGAUCAUUGCUGCUGGCCACAGCAUUUGCUCAGCCCCAGAAGAUGUUCAGUGUAGAGCUAUUUUAUAUCCCAAUCUUCCCCUCUCCGAUGUAGGACAGGCUGUUACUUGUAAUCCAGUUGUCGGUCUUGUGUGUCAAAAUAAUGAACAAGGACUCAAGAAACAGUGUUUGGAUUAUGAGAUCCGAGUCAGGUGUUGUUCAUGUCAUCACACUACAUCUACAACCUCUCCUACAACAACAAUUACGACCACAACAGUUCCACCAACUACCACCCCAGUUUCAACAACCACUCCCACAAAAACCUCACCUACUUCUACUACCAAACCCACAACAACGCCUUUUUCAACAACAACUACACCAACAACUACAGCCUGUUUGGGUAUAAUGACCUGUGAAUGGUCAGAUUGGUUUAAUCUUGGAGCACCAACAACUGGUCCAAAUGGUGGAGAAGAUGAAUCUAUCCAGAAGAUAAGAGCUGAUGGGCACGACAUCUGCUCAGCUCCUGAAGAUGUUCAGUGUAGAGCUACUCUUUACCCAACUCUACCAAUCAAAGAUCUUGGGCAGACCAUAACUUGCAAUUCAAGGGUUGGACUAGUCUGUGAAAACAAAAUGCAGACUUCCAAACAAGACUGUUUGGACUAUGAGAUCCGAGUUAGGUGCUGCACCUGCCGUCCGAUUACAACUACAACAACUCCUUCAAUAAAAACAACUGCACCACCUAUUACCAGACCUGUUGUAACAACAACACCUACAACAACCGCGCCUACAACUACUACAAUACCCACAACUCCUUCCUCAACCUCUCCUACAAUGAAAACUACCCCAGUACCAACCAAACUGCUCCAAACUGUUCUGGAAUAA